Ictalurus furcatus (blue catfish) is the source of this 1094-nucleotide messenger RNA. RefSeq names its product PILR alpha associated neural protein (gene pianp). Gene Ontology annotation, cellular component: membrane. Gene Ontology annotation, biological process: regulation of immune response. Bases 448 to 1035 code for a protein of 195 amino acids. NCBI's taxonomy places the organism in Eukaryota, Metazoa, Chordata, Actinopteri, Siluriformes, Ictaluridae. The record is from RefSeq and is a predicted model, not a curated record. The transcript is spliced from 5 exons.
AGUGUUAAAGACGUCAUCGGAUCUAAAUCCAGUUGCUGAGUUAUUGCCUGAGUCAGGAACUGGAUUAAAGCAGUGGAUGUGUCUACAGGUGUGUGUGUGUGUGGUAGAAUGGGCAAUAUAUACUGCUAUAUUUCUUCCCUUGCAUAUGUGUAUAUGAAUGGUUUUAUUUAUGUGUGUGUGUGUGUGUAAAAUUGUAACUGGUUUUAUUUGUGCGUGUGUGUGUGAAUGUUCUUCCUAGAUCAUUUUGUGCGUGUUUAAUCCUUGAGGUUAUGACUGAAAGAUGUGAGUUUGUUUGUGUUCUCCCUCUCAAGCUGCAGCGUCGUUCCCCCCUACAGCCAUCUGUUUACGAUCUUUCAGUAAGUGUCAGGAGCCAAGCGCUCCCCCUCUCCUUGUCUCCCUCUUUCAAGAGAUGAUCAGAGGAGCAAACAACCAGUGAAAAGAGAAGCGAUGGAGCGAUGCUCCAUCUCUGGACUCACUGCUCUCUUGCGCCUCCUGCUGGUUGCCGUCAUCAUUUGUCCCCCUCAUUGCCGUGCGGGCGACGAGCCUGCCGACAUGCAGCUGUCCGCUACACCCCAGGCCACACCCACUCCGCUCUGGGCAGUCGACUGGGGUCCCACGCAGCCGCUGGAGGACGAGACGCAUCACUUCCUGUCCAGUCAGGAAGUCGAGGGCGUGAAGCAGGCCACACCCGAGGUGUGGCCGCGUCGCAGGAACGCCCAAGCCAACCAAACCCAACAGCAGCCGCUGUCCAUCGAAGCCAAGGACUCGGCAGAGGAGCAGGAACGAGACGCAGAGGAAAGAGAGAUUGAAGAAGUGGAUCCUCAGUUUUACGUCACCGUGACUAUCUCAUCUCUCCUGAUUCUCUCUGCACUCAUCAUAUCGGCCAAACUCUGUUAUGACCGCAGCCUGUCUCAGCGUCCUCCCCCUCUUUCCCUCGCCAUCCCUCGUUCCCUGGCCCCAGAGGAUAGCAGGCACACACUUCAGAGCACCCCCUCGUUCCCUGACAGAGAAAGACUUCCUGUGGUCAAUCUUUGAAGAGCUGACUGUACCAAGCUUUCUAAUCACAUCCUCUGGGCAUGGAAUGUGAAAAAACA